Physella acuta is the source of this 1024-nucleotide messenger RNA. Its product is annotated as transmembrane protein 47-like. Lineage: Eukaryota; Metazoa; Mollusca; Gastropoda; Physidae. The record is from RefSeq and is a predicted model, not a curated record.
GUAUUUGUGGGUAGCCUACGUUACCUCCCUUAGGUUUCCCGCGAGCGGCGUGUACCUAGCGUUGAGUACACGGCGUGUAGUCGUCCGGUGUCUUGGCGUGAGUGUGUGUGCGCGCGCUAACACUGCAGCGGCCCGCGUGCUAUUUUUAGAUUGUGUUGUGAUUUCUUCAAACCCUUGGAUAAAAUCUAAAAAAAUCAAUUUAAAAAGAAACCAUAGUCGUUAUAUGAUUGUUUUUUUUAAUUCUUAAAAAAGGAUACUAAAACAAUUUGAACCGCAAUUUUUCAAAAGAGACAAACGUUCCAAAGUGUCUGACGUCACGAAACAUCUCCGUACGUCAUCGUUGCAUCCUUCUAUCCGGAUUACGUACCCUCUCUAAAUAACAUCUGGUAACCAUGACAACGUACUGCUCCGUCAUCGGCCUGGUGUUUCUGGUGCUAACCAACCUGGCCAUCAUCAUCACCUACGCCACGCCCUACUGGCUGGAGCACAGGAUGGGCUGGAACCACGGCCUGUGGGCCCGUUGCCGCUCGGACUCCUGCACCUGGCUCUUCCAGGAGAACUACAAGAUCAUGACAAACUCCAAUGUCGAAUCAGAAUGGUGGAUCGCCACCAUAGCUCUGACGUCACUGGGCCUGAUCUUCGCCCUCUUCUCCUUGCUACUGGCCACCAUCGCGUUGUGCUGUGAGUGUCGCAGGUGUAACCCAAGUGUCGUCAUCGGCGUCCUGCUCUUCAUGGCCUUUCUAUGCCUGUCCGUGGCGGCGGUCGUGUUCGGCGUCUGCUCCAACAAGUACGACAACGCCGGCAUCCACUACACCAUCAGCAGCGGCGUCCGCUUCGGCUGGUCUUUCUGGUUGGACGUGGCGGCGGCGGGGCUGGCCCUUCUGACGUCACUCAUCUACUGCCUUGUAGGCCGCGGGAAGUCAGCUUAAGGGAUCUUCUCACAUGAGCAUCACACUAUCUUAAAUCAUCUACAAACAACUAUUAUAUAUAUAUAUAUAUAUAUAUAUAUAUAUAUAUAUAUAUA